ACCCUUCUUUCUCUCUCUACAUUCCCACUCUCUGAAUAGAAGUAGGUGAAAAGCAAAGAACCCUUUUUUUUCUUUCUUUUUUCCCAUUUUCUUCUAAUUUUUUCACAUUUUUAUAAUUAUUAUUACCAUUACAGCACAACCACUGUUCCUUCUUCAUCUUACCUAAUCCUAAUCGGUAAGAAAGUGCGAGAAAAUCGUCAAGAAAGUGACAGAAAAUUCCACCCCAGAAGGGAAGGGUAUUGCCCUAAUGUGUUUUGCUCAAAAGGGGAUCAUCAAGUUUGGGUUUUGAAGUGACGGGUGAAUCUGAUAUCACAAUCGAAGCACUUAGAACUUAUAAUGUUUGUGGCUUUUUGUUCAGAUCUCAGUGAUUUUGGAGCUUGCUUUUGGAUCUCUCUAAUGGGUUGAUUCAAUAGGGAACAAAGAUUGGUUUUUUUUGGGGGGGAGGUUUGAAAUGUUAAGAUAUUUUCUUGUAAUUGGUUCCUUUGGGGUUGAUGGUUUUUGAAUUAAGUGGAAAUAGCAAUGUUGGUUCAUCAGUGAUAUUUUGUGUGUGUGGAAAUGUCUGCUCCUUUAGCUGCUUUUGAGAGACCGAGACAUGGGGCUUCUAAUACGGUUUUCAAAAGUGGCCCACUUUUCAUAUCUUCCAAAGGAAUAGGCUGGAAGUCUUGGAAGAAGCGGUGGUUUAUACUCACGCGCACAUCAUUAGUUUUUUUCAAAAAUGAUCCUAGUGCCCUUCCACAACGAGGUGGGGAAGUCAACUUGACAUUGGGCGGUAUUGACUUAAACAAUUCGGGAAGUGUUGUUGUUAGAGAAGACAAAAAGCUGCUUACAGUAUUAUUUCCAGAUGGGCGCGAUGGUCGAGCAUUCACCCUUAAGGCGGAGACUUCAGAAGACUUGUUUGAAUGGAAGACGGCUCUUGAACAAGCUCUUGCACAAGCACCGAGUGCUGCCCUUGUUAUGGGACACAAUGGAAUUUUCAGGAAUGAUGCAACUGAUUCUAUUGAAGGGUCUUUCCAUCAAUGGAGAGACAAGCGACCGGUUAAGUCUUUGGUUGUUGGAAGACCAAUUCUGCUAGCACUGGAAGAUAUUGAUGGAGGGCCAUCGUUCCUAGAAAAAGCUCUUCGGUUUCUAGAGAAGUAUGGAACUAAAGUUGAAGGAAUACUAAGGCAGUCUGCAGAUGUUGAGGAAGUAGACCGGAGAGUUCAAGAAUAUGAGCAAGGAAAGGUUGAGUUUGAUGCAGAGGAAGAUGCCCAUGUUGUUGGUGACUGUGUUAAGCAUGUUCUAAGGGAGCUUCCCUCCUCUCCGGUUCCAGCUUCAUGCUGUACUGCUUUGUUGGAGGCUUAUAAAAUUGAUCGCAAGGAAGCUAGGAUUAAUGCAAUGCGCUGUGCUAUAUUGGAGACCUUUCCGGAGCCAAAUCGGCGUUUGUUACAAAGAAUUUUGAAGAUGAUGCACACGGUUGCUUCUCAUUGUAACGAGAAUAGGAUGACUGCUUCUGCUGUUGCUGCUUGCAUGGCUCCCUUGCUUUUACGACCUCUCUUAGCUGGAGAAUGUGAACUGGAGGAUGAAUUUGAUGGUAGUGGUGAUAGUUCAGCUCAGCUUCUUGCCGCCGCUAAUGCCGCAAAUAACGCUCAAGCAAUUAUUACCACCUUGUUGGAGGAGUAUGAGAAUGUAUUUGAUGAAGAAAAUAUACAGAGAUGUUCUAUUUCAGCUGAUUCUAGGGUUGAAAACAGCGGGACCGAAGAUUCGACCGAUGACGACAAUAUAGAUGUGAAAGGAAAUGGUUACCAUGAUGCAGAGAAUGAAGUUGAUCAAGAGACAGAUGAAGAUGUUGAACGUGUUCACAGCGGAAAAUUAAGUGAAAGUAGUGGUUAUGCUGGUAGCGAUCUUUAUGAUUACAAGGCAUUUGGAGGAGACGAUUCCGAUGUUGGGUCCUCGACUAGUAAUCAUGCUAAGGCUGAAAAUUCAAAUACGAAGGCUGUUCUAUCUGAGGAUAAAAGCAAGCAAAGAAAGGGCAAUGAAAACUCGGUUGAUGAGAAGGAUUCACCUAAUGUGUUGCCUUCUGCAGAAUCUUACCGUUCUAUGGGUGAUAUUUUAUCUUCAAUGGACGCUAGCAACCAUUUACCAGUGCCUGUGAUUGAGCCAGGUUCUGGAAAGCAAACCGGUAAAGCUAGUAGCACAAGCUUCAGUUCUAAGCGGUCAACAUUCUGGGGAAGGAGCAAUCCGAGGAAGUCACCGUCGGUGGAAUCAGUCGAUUCUUCUGGAGAAGAGGAGCUUGCUAUUCAGAGGCUAGAGAUUGCGAAAAAUGAUUUGCAACACAGAAUCGCAAAGGAGGCCAGAGGCAAUGCAAUUUUACAAGCAAGCUUAGAGAGAAGGAAACAAGCUUUGCACGAGCGGCGCUUGGCACUUGAACAAGAUGUUUCAAGGUUGCAAGAACAGUUGCAAGCUGAGAGGGAUCUUAGAGCUGCAUUGGAAGUUGGUUUGAGCAUGUCUUCAGGACAAAUUUCCAAUUCACGCGGCAUGGAUUCCAAGACAAAGGCUGAGCUAGAAGAGAUUGCACUUGCUGAAGCUGAUGUGGCUAGGUUGAAGCAAAAGGUUGCGGAACUUCACCAUCAACUUAAUCAGCAAAGACAACAUCACUAUGGUUCAAUUACUGAUGUUGGCGAUCGAUACCAGCAUGCUCAAAAUCUUCCUCAGCCGAGAUUUCUUCAGCAAGAUUUUGAUUCAACCCUUGCCUUCUGUAACCAUGAAAGGAAACAAAGGACUGAGGUAAAACUUGGCUUUUCAUUUCAACAGGAGGGUGUGUUAGGCUCUGAUUGGAGAAAUAUCAAAGGACAAGUGUUGGCUUCUGGUAAUGGUAGUAGUAGGCAGCCUUCUCGGAAACCAUUUGUAGACUCGAGUCCUAGUGAUUCUAAAAGCACCGAGGCAUCGACAAGCAUGUCGGUAGAUGAGCUUGGCGUUGUUGAUUCUGGCUCAUUGCCUUCUACCUCAAGGGCAGCAGAGGUGACAGAUUAUACAAGACAUCCAUCUGUAGCAUCUUCAACAUUAGUAGAGUUAACGACCCGUCUCGAUUUUUUCAAGGAAAGGCGUUCGCAGUUGAUGGAACAGCUCCAUAACCUUGAUUUGAACUAUGGUUCUACAAAUUCCCAAGACUUGGUCUAUAAACCAUCAUCACCAUCAUGGAGUUGACCUAGCCAAACAAAUAGCUUCAUAAAAUCCUUGGGGAAUAAUUUUGGCUGACAUGUUGUAUAUCCUUUGACUCAUUGCAUAUAUAUAUAUAUAUAUUUGUAUCAUUAUCCUUUGUGCUCUAAAUACUGAUUCAUUCUCUUUGUUUUCUUCAUUAUAUUUAUUUUCCUCUCUCUUUUGGUAGUGAAAGGUUGUUGAAGUUGAAAUGAAAAGCUUUCCUUUUGAUCAUCAGGUUUAUUUUUAUUUUUUCAAUCCUUUUGCAUUUCUUUGUGGUGUAAUUAUAUGUUAUGUCAAUAGAAGGGACACUUUUGUUGUUGAACAAAACAAUUUCAACGAGGAAAUAGUAGCAAUGCUUUGACAAAUUCAUUA
Messenger RNA from Cicer arietinum (chickpea), 3549 nucleotides. Its product is annotated as rho GTPase-activating protein 7-like. Lineage: Eukaryota; Viridiplantae; Streptophyta; Magnoliopsida; Fabales; Fabaceae. The record is from RefSeq and is a predicted model, not a curated record. Gene Ontology annotation, biological process: signal transduction.